UUUGACAGAUAAAGGUAAACAAAAAACAUAACCUCAAAUAAAAUAAAAUCUCAAUUACUUCUAAUGAAUCAUCCUCAUUCCUUAUCUAUAACACAAAAGAAACCUAAAUGAGGCAAAUAUGGACGAAAACAAUGAUUUAGGGGCGAGUACCAGCUCGCAAGAUGAAAUAAAAGCGAAAAGAUUUAGAAACCUCCAAUCAGUUAAUUCAGCAAGUAAUGAUGAUUUAGACGAAAUAGUUACAACAAACGAUGAAAAUCCGUUAUUAUCUUCGGUUAGGUGUAGGACGCAAAAAAGGGGCGGAUUCGUCGAACCGGGCUCGUUAAACGUUCUCUCGGCUAAAUACGAAAGUUUAGACUAUGAUAUAUGCGAAAAUCAUUUGUUAUUGGACGAAGAACGCGAAAAAGAUGACACAUAUUUUAUGAAACGAAAUGUAGCCCGAUGGUUUAUUUUUUUAUUAAUAGGAAUGAUCACUGCUUUAGUAGCUUGUACCAUUGAUAUAUCAAUUGAGGAGUUGUCUCAAAUCAAAUAUAGAUCGUUAAGCAAACUUGUUGAUAAAUAUGUAAUAGAAGGCAAGCUAUAUAUUCCCUAUCUUUAUUGGAUGUUGUACAAUUUAAUUCCUGUCUUAAUUGGAUCACUUUUAGUUGCAUAUGUUGAGCCCAUUGCAGCUGGGAGUGGAAUUCCACAAGUUAAAUGUUAUUUAAAUGGAGUUAAAGUUCCAAGAGUUGUUCGAAUAAAAACGCUAGCUGUUAAAAGUAUUGGAGUAAUUUGCUCAGUUGUUGGAGGAUUAGCUGGAGGAAAAGAAGGUCCCAUGAUUCAUUCCGGAGCGGUCGUUGCAGCUGGAAUUUCGCAAGGAAAAUCGACAACUUUUCGUACAGAUUUUAAAUUGUUUAAAUAUUUUCGGGAGGACCAUGAGAAACGAGAUUUCGUUUGUGGUGGGGCCGCAGCGGGUGUUUCGGCGGCGUUUGGAGCCCCCGUUGGUGGAGUUUUAUUCAGUUUGGAGGAAGGUUCAAGUUUUUGGAAUCAAAGUUUAACUUGGAGGACAUUUUUCGCUUCGAUCGUGAGCACUUUUACACUCAACACGAUUUUAUCCGCUUAUCACGGAGUUCCCGGCGAUUUGAGUUACCCGGGUUUAUUAAAUUUAGGAAAAUUUGAAUCUGGAUCGUACGAAAUAUUUGAAUUACCCCUUUUUGUAUUUAUGGGAUUUUUAGGGGGGUUAUUUGGAGCGUUGUGGAAUCACAUUAAUUAUAAAUUAUCGGUUUUUAGAAUUAUUUAUUUAAGAAAACGUUGGUUAAGAGUGAUUGAAGCAUGUCUUGUAGCCGUUAUGUCCGCAACGUUAGGAAUAAUGAUGAUGUUUGCGCUAAAUGAUUGCAAACCACUUGGGCAAGAUCCAACGAAAUAUCCAACGCAAAUGUAUUGCGAAGACGGCCAAUAUAACGUUUUGGCUAGUAUUUGGUUUCAAACUCCGGAAGCGAGCGUGCGAUCGCUACUCCAUGAUCCUCCAAAUACUCACAACGCUUUAUCUUUGGCGGUUUUCGUGGUUUUUUAUUUUUUACUUUCAUGUUGGACUUUUGGUUUAGCGACUUCUAACGGUUUAUUCAUCCCGUCGUUAUUAACAGGAGCUGCUUGGGGGAGAUUAUUCGCUGUUGGGCUAAACAAUAUUUUCCCCGAAAUGAUUACAAUGCAUCCAGGGAAGUAUGCUUUAAUCGGAGCCGCCGCUCAACUAGGAGGAAUUGUCCGAAUGACGAUCAGUUUAACUGUGAUUAUAAUGGAAACAACUGGAAAUAUAUCAUUCGGUUUACCGCUAAUCGUUGCAUUAAUAGCGGCUAAAUGGACUGGCGAUUUUUUUAACGAAGGCAUUUACGACACUCACAUCCAAUUAAACGGGAUUCCUUUAUUACCGUGGGAUCCCCCGCCGAUGGCUAAUAGCAUUUAUGCUAGUGAGGUUAUGUCACAUCCCGUUGUAACUUUAAAAACGGUGGAAAACGUUGGACAUAUCGUUGAGUUAUUGAAAUUAACGACUUAUAACGGAUUUCCGGUCGUUGAUCCACCCCUAACAGAUCAACAAGAGGUAACAACUUACGGGAGAAUUCGCGGGUUAAUUUUACGAUCUCAAUUGAUUGUGAUUUUAAAAAAGAAACUUUUUAACGAAUCCGUCGACGAUUGGGAACAAAUUGACUCAAACAUUUUCAGAGAUGAAUACCCAAGAUACCCAACAAUCGAAGAAAUCGAAAUAGACGACCAAGAAAAAACUUACUCAAUCGAUUUGAGACCGUUUAUGAAUAGAUCCCCUUACACAAUUUUACAUUCGUUUACUUUACCAAGAAUGUUCCGUUUAUUUAGAGCGUUAGGUUUGAGACAUUUACCAGUUGUAAAUGACAGAAAUGAAGUUAUAGGAAUGGUUACGCGAAAAGAUUUAGCUAGAUAUCGACUUUGGAAGCAUCGGGGGCGAAUGGGAAUAGAAGAAUUACCGGUUUCGAAAGAAAUUUAAAAAUGUUAAAAGAAUAUGGUAAAUAUGUAGAUAUUUUUUUAGUUAAAUUUGUAAAAUAAUCAACAUGUCAUAAUAAGUGAG
Messenger RNA from Onthophagus taurus, 2569 nucleotides. It is a transcript of the gene ClC-b, whose product is annotated as chloride channel protein 7. Lineage: Eukaryota; Metazoa; Arthropoda; Insecta; Coleoptera; Scarabaeidae. The record is from RefSeq and is a predicted model, not a curated record. Gene Ontology annotation, cellular component: intracellular membrane-bounded organelle; lysosomal membrane. Gene Ontology annotation, biological process: transmembrane transport; chloride transport. Gene Ontology annotation, molecular function: chloride transmembrane transporter activity.